AUGCACACCUCAUCGCUUUUGACCUUAGCAGCCUCUAUCGUUACGGCUUAUGCACAGGUCUACCAAGGCUUCAAUUACGGUUCAGUCUUUACUGACGGCUCUCCCAUCACCGAACCUGCCUACGAAGCCCAAUUCAAUGCAGCAAAGAACUUGGUGGGCACCUCGGGCUUCACAAGUGCUCGUAUCUUCACCUUGAUCCAAGCUGGCACCCAAAACACUCCGUCAGACGCCAUCCAAGCCGCCAUCAACACCAAGACUUCCAUCCUGCUCGGGCUCUGGGGGUCAGCCGGGCAGGCGAACAUCGAUAAUGAGCUGGCCGCCCUUAAGUCAGCCAUUGCGGCUCAUGGGGAGACCUUCGCCAACCUAGUAGCCGGUAUCUCUGUUGGAAGCGAAGAUCUGUACCGAAUUUCGCCUAUAGGCAUCGAGAAUAACAGUGGCGUCGGCGCCAGCCCUGACGAGAUUGCCGAUUAUAUUGGAGAAGUCAAGACUGCUAUCACCAAUACACCCUUGGCAGGCACGCUCGUUGGCCAUGUUGAUACCUGGACGGCCUUUGUCAACAGCUCAAAUGAUGCAGUCAUCUCCGCUUCGGAUUUUAUUGGCAUGGACGCUUACCCCUACUUUCAAAAUACGAUGACCAAUGAUAUUGGAAAUGGCCCUGCUCUAUUUUCUAGUGCGUACGAGCAGACGGUGGCGGCUGCAGCAGGCAAGCCAGUCUGGGUUACCGAGACCGGCUGGCCUGUGAGUGGAGAGACCGAAAACUUAGCCGUUCCAAGCACAGACAACGCAAAGACAUACUGGGAUCAGGUUGGCUGUUCGAUGCUUUUCGGCAAGGUGAACACGUGGUGGUUCACUCUCCAAGAUGGCUUCCCAAGCACCCCGAACCCAAGCUUCGGUGUCGUUGGGGCAGGUUCAUCUAGUACGGAUGUACCAACGACUCCGCUCUAUGAUCUAAGCUGCUCGGGAACCUCAUCGGAUUCGCCCUCAAGUAGUAGUGUUGCUUCUUCUGCAAACCCGGCUGCCUCGGAAAAGCCUCUUGGGAACACUGGUGCAGAGCGCCAGAACGCAGCUGAACAAGGUAGUGGCACUCCCAGUGUCACUACCUCAGGCGGCAGCGCUUCAAGUGGUGCUGCAUCUAGCAGCAGUGCUGUCGGAAGUAGUGCUUCGAGCGGAAGUGUUUCUAGUGCCUCUACACCUGCACAAAGUCCUGUUUCAGCGAGUUCAGCUCCAUCAAAAACAGUCUCUGCUCUUCAACCAAAAUACACUAAUUCGACAAUUUCUGUGUCAGCGAGCUCAGUUCCAUCAAAAACAGGCUCUAUUGCUCAGUCAAGCUACGCUAACACGACAGAUGCGGUGCCGUCAAACGCUUCAGUGCCGUCAAAUGCUUCAGUGCCGUCAAACGCUCCAGUGCCUACUACACUCCUUACAAGUACCACAGCACUCUCAUCUGUUUCCACCAACACAGAUUGCCCUGCUCCGUUGAAGGGUGAAUUUGAGUUCCCUCACCUAAUCAUCCCAGUCAGCAAGGACGAGCCUGACACAGCACAAGGGACAAGCUUCAAUGGGACAAUUUCUCCAAGCACUUCGUCAAUCUUUAACUUCGACUUUCCAGCUUCGCUUGAGGGCAAGACAUGUACUCUGGUCUUCCUCCUGCCAAAGCUAGAUGAGCUUACAACCUCUGCAUUUACGUUGAGCGGGACCGGUGGGUUUGAAGCUUUCCGCCUCAAGGAGGAAGCGACCGACCAGACGACAUACAAUAACUCACCUGAGGUGGACGAAGACUUGGGAACAUUUGAAGACGUCACGCCGGGUCAGGAGUACGCCAUCGCCGAUGGUCCUUGCUACUUCAACGCAAGAAAGGCGUACGAGUUGAAAGCGACAGACAGCUUCGACUUGAACUACUUCCAAGAUUACAACCCAGCGCCGAUUGGGCUCUAUGUGACGGUCUGCUAA
Molecule: messenger RNA, 1950 nt
Organism: Bacidia gigantensis
Lineage: Eukaryota; Fungi; Ascomycota; Lecanoromycetes; Lecanorales; Ramalinaceae
Exons: 3
Coding region: 1-1950 (649 amino acids)
Source: RefSeq, a predicted model, not a curated record